AUGCCUUCAAGGCAGUGGCGUUUGACUGCUGAAUGGAAGACAAAACUGUGGAAGUUCGGCGUUCUUUAUUCCAUUUCUUCAGUGCCACAACAGUCCAUCGCCGUAAGUGUUUCGUAG
Messenger RNA from Echinococcus granulosus, 117 nucleotides. RefSeq lists its product as hypothetical. The transcript has 2 exons. The coding region runs from base 1 to 117 and encodes 38 amino acids. The record is from RefSeq and is a predicted model, not a curated record. Lineage: Eukaryota; Metazoa; Platyhelminthes; Cestoda; Cyclophyllidea; Taeniidae.